Eimeria tenella is the source of this 1488-nucleotide messenger RNA. RefSeq lists its product as uncharacterized. Bases 1 to 1488 code for a protein of 495 amino acids. The transcript has 4 exons. The record is from RefSeq and is a predicted model, not a curated record. NCBI's taxonomy places the organism in Eukaryota, Apicomplexa, Conoidasida, Eucoccidiorida, Eimeriidae.
AUGGAGGCCCUGAGAGACAUUUGCUUCGCAGAAAAGCUGCUGCAGUGUGCAGCGCUUCAGGAAGCAGCAGCAGCACGCGCAGCAGCAGCAGCAGCAGCAGCGCACGCAGCAGCAGAAGCAGCAGCAGCGACAGCGACAGUAGCAACGGCCUGCUCGCCGCCGCAGCGAACAGCAGCAAUGUGGGGGUGGUGGCAGCCAGCUGCAGCACCCGCUGCAGCAGCAGCAGGAGCUGCAGCAGGUGCUGCUGCGAGCAGCAGGGCUGGGGCCUUGCUGCGGAGAUGCAUAGAAGAAGAGAGCAGCAAAGGAUUAAGUGCUGCUGCUGCUUGUCAUCUCGCGCUGCAGUGUUUGCUGACACUUUGCUUCCUGGGCGAGAAGGAGGCUGGCUGCCUGCAGAUUCUGCAGCCGCUGCUGCUGCUGCUGCAGCAGCAGCAGCAGGAGGCUGGGAAGCACCUGUGCCUCUUGCUGCCUGCAGCACGACGCAGCUUGAAGCUGCUUCGCAACAGCAGCAGCAGCAGCAAGGCAGCGUGCGUUUGCUGCUGCUGCACCUUGGCGGCGCCUGGCCGCGGCUCGACGAUAGCAGCAGCAGCAGCUGCUGCUGCUGCUGCUUCAGCAAGCUGCGGCCCCGAUGCUGCAGCAGCAGAGGAUUUGCUGCUGCGCUUUGUAGUGGAGGCUGUAGGUGGCCGGCAGCAGCUAGCUGCUGCUUUCGAGCUGCAGCUAGCUCAGGAGCUGCUGAGCCCUUUGUGGUUUCCCAGGGCUUGUGCUGCAGAGGAGCAGCGCAGCAAAAGUGCUGCUGCUGCUGCUGCUGCUGCUGCUGUGUGGGGCCCCGCAGGGGCCUAUGGUGGGGCCCCGUCCUCCCCUAGCCAAGUGCUCGUGAAGAGAAGAAUGCUGAUGGCUGCUGCGCCUGACAGCAGCAGCAGCAGCAGCAGGAGGAGCAACAGGGCCUCCUCGUGCGACGAGGGGACCUGCAGCAGCAGCAGCAGCAGCAGCAGCACGAGCAUGCUGCAGAGCAUCAGCAGCAGCAACAUCAAGAAGAGGCCCCGCCUCAGGGACCUCCGGGGCCCCUUCUCUUCUGCUGUUUUCCUUUUGGAAAAUCUCAAGGAAAGUAAACUUACGAAUUGCCUGGUAAUGCUGCAGGACGCAGCGCGCAGCUUUGCUGCUACAAAGCAGCUCCGCAAGGCCAGCAGCAGCAGCAGCAGCAGCAGCAGCAGCAGCAGCAGCAGCAGCAGCAGCAGAGGGGCAGCAAAACCCUUGGGAGGAGAGCCCCCCUGCUUCUCAGGCUUCAGUUUUGCUGCCGUCGCAGCGCGAAGGCCUCCGCAGCUCUGCUUCUCCUUUGCAUGCUGCUGCAGGGGCCCCUGCUGCUGCUGCUGCUGCCUCAACCCCGCAGCAGCAGCAGCAGAAGAGGCCCUUGGGGGGCCCCAGAUGAGGUGCCAGAGGCUGCUGCAAGAGAGGGGAGUGGGGCCGCAAGCGGGGAAGUCCGGCCGAAGCUGA